This is a messenger RNA of Antechinus flavipes (yellow-footed antechinus), 3752 nucleotides long. RefSeq names its product golgi associated, gamma adaptin ear containing, ARF binding protein 2 (gene GGA2). Gene Ontology annotation, biological process: vesicle-mediated transport; intracellular protein transport. The record is from RefSeq and is a predicted model, not a curated record. Gene Ontology annotation, cellular component: trans-Golgi network. Gene Ontology annotation, molecular function: ubiquitin binding; phosphatidylinositol binding; small GTPase binding. The transcript is spliced from 15 exons. Lineage: Eukaryota; Metazoa; Chordata; Mammalia; Dasyuromorphia; Dasyuridae. Bases 915 to 2882 code for a protein of 655 amino acids.
CCACAGAUCCAAGCAUGUCUGAGGAGAACUGGUCUUGUAUCCAAUGUUUCUGCGAUCAGGUGAACACUGAUCCUGAUGGGUAAGAUUAAUUUUGUACAUUCUUGCCUAGAUGGUUCUUGUAAUCUCAUGGGCACAACCAUCAGACAAUGAGAACCCUAAAAUUUAAAGAGGCGGAUAUUCUGAUAGGUUGUUUUGGGGGUCUCUUCUGUGGGUUGAAGGAUUAAAUACAAGGAGAAAGGAGUUGUGAAAGGGUAAAGAGAGAUGGAAUAGGACCCUUAAUGAAAAUGGUAUGAGAAGGUAGAUGAGGUGAGCAAGAACUGAUGUUCAUAAGGGAUUAUCUUUAAAAAAAAAAAAAAACUGAACCUCGCUUCCCAGCUCUCUCACUUGGAGCCCACAAUGCCUCUCUGCCACAGGGUCAAGCUUCCUGGGCCCUUGUUGUGUAAAAUAAAAAUUUCCUCUCAGAAAAGAGUCCCUAGUGAUUUUCUUGGACUCCUUCCUCUACUGUGGAGGCUUAUACAGUGCCUGAAGUGCUUCCUACUGGAUUUCCUAUUUCUCUGUCUUUGGCUCUCUUUCUCUGUCAUAUUGUAUGCUCAUGACAGUGGAAGAGGAAACCCUCUUUUUCGCACUGACUCAUCCUUUUUUAAGUCUCUGUUGCUUCCUUCUUUGGUAUGCAAAAGUAACUCAAUAUAGUACUAUGCUGGUAAUGUGUUCCAGUCUGCUGGAACCAUCUCUGUCUUGGUUCUGUUGAUGGAGGCAAUUAUGUAAUGAAUGCACUGUGUUCAGGGAGUUUGAGACCCCCACAAAUACAGUGCUUUCUGUAGAUUAUAAUAGUAUUCUCAUGGCCUCAUCAGAAUUAAAUAACUCCAAAGAAGCGAUUUAGAUCCUAUCCACUUUGAUUUUUGGGGGUACUCCUAAUGUGUGUGUGUGUGUGUGUGUGUGCGCGUGUGUGCGUGCACGUGCCUCUGGCCUGCUUCUCUGGGAUUCCUAGGGCAGCCACAGUAUUAAGAGAUUUGUGUGUGACAAGCCACGCCCCCUCCCCUUUUUCCUUCUGUCUAGAGAGAGCUCUCAGUCCAAGCCUGGUCUUGCCUUGUUUCUGUUUCCUCAGCCCAUCCCAUGCACCUUGGCUGUUGGCCCACAAGAUCCAGUCCCCGCAGGAGAGGGAAGCUCUUCAUGCCUUAACAGUACUGGAGGUGUGCAUGAACUAUUGUGGAGAGAAAUUCCAUGGUGAGGUGGCCAAGUUCCGCUUUCUGAAUGAGCUGAUCAAAGUUCUUUCUCCAAAGUAUCUUGGAUCCUGGACCACAGACAAAGUCAAAUCAAGAAUUAUUGAAAUAAUGUUCAGUUGGACAGUUUGGUUUCCUGAGGAUAUCAAAAUACGAGAUGCUUAUCAGAUGCUGAAGAAACAAGGAAUCAUUAAACAAGACCCCAAAUUACCAGUGGACAAAAUCUUACCCCCACCUUCUCCCAGGCCCAAGAGCUCCAUCUUUGAUGCCGAUGAAGAAAAAUCAAAGCUCUUGACAAGACUUCUGAAAAGUAAUCAUCCUGAAGAUUUACAGGCAGCCAACAGAUUGAUCAAGACCCUUAUCAAGGAGGAACAAGAGAAAUCUGAGAAGAUCUCCAAGAGAAUCAGCACCAUACAGCAAGUCCACAGCAAUGUAAAACUGAUAAAGGAGAUGUUAAGCGACCAUCAAGGGCCAAAGCAGAAGCAACUGGACCUGAAAAGCCUACAGGGCCUGUACGAGAAGUGUGAAAAGCUGAGGCCCGCUCUGUUCCGGCUUGCCAGUGACACUGUGGAUGAUGACGAGGCACUAGCAGAGAUUCUCCAAGCCAAUGACAUUCUUACUCAGGGUGUUCUCCUAUAUAAGCAAGUGGUGGAGGGGCAAGUCAAUGCUGGGAAUGUGGUGCCCAGCACAGUCACCAGAAGUACCCAGGGAGAGCUGCCUGCCUCCCCAGCCUUAAAGGAUAAAGAAGCCAGCAUCAAAACCUACUCCUUGAUUGACUUUUCUGAACUGGACUCUGGAUCUGGCGUCCCUUCCCAGCAGUGUGAGCUCAUAUCAUCUUGUCUUCUAGAGAAAGAGCUGGCUACUUUAGGUCUCAAUGAUGCCCCAGAAACACACAAGACAUCCUUCGACUUUGAUUCUCUUCAGACUGCUCCAGAGAAUGGUUGCCUGGAGGAAAGGAAUUUCUCUCCCAAUGCAGUGGCCAAGAAGCCCUUGCCUGGCAGGACUGACCAGAUUAAUGGCUCCCAAAGAAGCUCUCAGGAGAAGAAAUUGUUAUUGGACUUGUCUGCUCCCCAGACGUCUCUAAUCCCUGACCCAUCGAGCACAUUGAAUUUCCUUCAUCAGAAAACACUUCCCAAAGAUUCACCAAUGAACAACAAUUCCUUCCCGGAACAGUCUUGGGAGAUAAAAUCAGGAGACACUUCUUCCCUGUCAACACCCUUGAAUAAAUCUCUAGCUCAAGUUUUUGUUCCACUAGAAUCAAUUAAGCCCAGUGACUUGCCUCCUAUCACCGUGUAUGAUCGAAAUGGUUUCAAAGUCUUGCUCCAUUUUUCCCAGGCUGGGCCCCCUGGUUUCCCAGAGGUACAGGUACUGUUGCUGUCCAUGCUGAGCACAGCGCCACAACCUGUCUGGGAUAUUGUGUUUCAGGUGGCUGUGCCAAAGGCAAUGAAAGUGAAAUUGCAACCAGCCUCUAGUUCUAAGCUUCCUGCAUUUAGUCCACUGCUGCCACCCGCUGUGAUCUCUCAGGUUCUGCUGCUUGCAAAUCCACACAAAGAGCCUGUCAGGCUAAGGUACAAGUUGACAUUCACUCAAGGUGGGAAGCCCUUCAGUGAAGUAGGAGAAGUGAGUGAUUUUCCAGAUCCAGCUCUCUGGAGUACUGUCUAACUUCAUGAUGCACUCUUCUGGACUUUACCAUCAAGCCUUAUCCUGUCUCUGUUGCUCAUUUUUGCCCAGAACUGACUAGGGGUUUUGAUAUGAAGUGUACGGGUGGGUACUGCUGUUUGGAUGGCAUUAUGAGCCAUAUGUGAAAUGUAUCUGACAUCACUCUUCAACAUGACAGUCUGCCAUCAUCUCUGCUGCCUGUAUGGUGAUGGACUCUCUGGUGUCACUGGAAUUUUAUAAGCCAAAGCUCACAGCAGAGGCCCAUGUUUCAGGGAAUCAUUUCAAAGUGGAAUGAUCUUUUAUGAAUGUUGCCUCAUUGUUCUCACUUUUGUGCCUUGUCAUCCUUUAAAUGUGUUUCUUAGGGCACCCAGGCUGCUCCUUUUUCAGAAGUCUUGGAGACAUUUGUUUGGUCUUGGAUACCUCUUUGUUUAGGAGAUCUCUGCCCAACUGACAUCUUUAAAGAGGGUCCUUGUCUCUUUUUAUAUAGACUGCUUACAAUUUAUUGAAGAAAUGUUCCAAAUGGAAUGCUCAUUGCACAUGCCUCUAGAUUAGAGGAACACAGUAGCUAGCUUCUACCCACAGUAUCUUCCACCAUUAUGCCUUAUGCCUUCUCUAGGUAGACAGUCUUCAGGCAAAGGAGAAGAAGAAAUUAGUUUCCUAAUACCUCCACUUUUUUAUCCUCAUUGAAAGCUUUUUUUUACUUGCUUACUUGAGUGUACCAUUCUCUUCAUUGUACAACACAAUUAAGAUAAACUUGAUUCUUGUUUUUUAAAUGGUUUAUUGAUGCAGAAAAACAUAAAAGACACUUAACGAAAAGCUUUGACUGAAUAUGUAAAUCAUUUACAUUAAAUAAAUAAAAUAGGAACAAGUGUA